Leptomonas pyrrhocoris is the source of this 1089-nucleotide messenger RNA. Its product is annotated as putative Aldo/keto reductase. The transcript has a single exon. Gene Ontology annotation, molecular function: oxidoreductase activity. The record is from RefSeq and is a predicted model, not a curated record. Lineage: Eukaryota; Euglenozoa; Kinetoplastea; Trypanosomatida; Trypanosomatidae. Bases 1 to 1089 code for a protein of 362 amino acids.
AUGCCGCCUCUCGGCAUUGGCACCUAUGAGCUGCGCGGCGACGACUGCGUGCAGGCGGUGCGAUCGGCCCUGCAGAUGGGCUACAGACUCAUCGACACGGCCGCCGCGUACCGCAACGAGGAUCUCGUCGGCGAGGGCAUCGCGACGAGCGGCGUCCCUCGUCACGACAUCUACGUGGUGGUGAAGAUCGCAAUGAAAAGCAUGGGCACUGACGCGGAGGUGCGGCGUGGCAUUUUGGAUAGUAUCCAGAAACUCCGCAUUCACUACGCAGACUGUGUGUUGAUGCACUGGCCGGGGUGUGGAGGGCUGAAGCCGGAGGACGCGGCCGGACAUCACGCUGCUCGUGCGCGGUGUUGGCGGGUAAUGAAGGCGCUACAGCUGGAAGGCAUCGUGCGCCACCUCGGCGUCUCGAACUUUCUGCCGCGACACUUCCCUCAGCUGGGCUGCUUUGUCGACCACUGCAACGAUCACCGCAGCAACGAGAGAACACCACCUACAAUGGACGCGUCACACGACCACGUUGCCCCGCAAUGCUCUGCGUCCACGUUGUAUGAGCUCCCCGCAGUGAAUCAGAUCGAGCUGCAUCCCCUCUGCGUACAGCGUGAAGUGGACGAGUACUGUCGUGGCAGGCAUGGGAUGGUGCUGCAGCAGUACUCGCCGUUGGGGAAAGGAGACGCGCGCCUGCUGCGGCACCCACGGCUUCUGGACCUCCACGCGCGUUUCUUCGCCGCCAGUGCGACGGAUGGCGAUGAAACCGGUAAGAAGAGGAGGACGGAAGAAGACGGAAAAGAUGAAGUGCGAACAUCGCCUAUGUACUCGGUGCCUGACAUGCUCUUGAUGUGGGGUCUCGCCCAGGGGUACUGCACGUUGGUGCGAAGUCAUAACGUGGCACAUCUGCGCUCCAACUUAGCGGCAGCGGAGGACUAUUUUGCCUCCCUUCACGCAACGCCCACUGAAAACGGCGCGGAACGCACUCGCCCCGUGCUGACGGCGGCGCAACUAGAUGCGCUUCACAACCUCCGUCGACACAUGGGCGUGGAGAACACGGAGGACCUUCACCUGUGCUGGUACAGCGCAGCGAUCGCCUGA